This is a messenger RNA of Leptidea sinapis, 2937 nucleotides long. Its product is annotated as AT-rich interactive domain-containing protein 4A-like. The record is from RefSeq and is a predicted model, not a curated record. Lineage: Eukaryota; Metazoa; Arthropoda; Insecta; Lepidoptera; Pieridae. The transcript is spliced from 8 exons. Bases 1 to 996 code for a protein of 331 amino acids.
AUGCCAUCUUUUGCAAUUAUAAAAAUUGAAGAUAUUACAAAUGACGAGACCGAGGAACAGACUGAACCUGCUCAAGAAGUACAAGAUGCUAUUACACUUCUUAAACAAUUACCACCGUUAGAAUCUAUACCCAUGCCACCAAAUACUCCGCCACCACUUAAUAAACCGGAUCCAGAAAGUGAACCAGCAUCAAGUCCAAUCGACACAGAGGAAGACAAAUCCGAACCUGACAGUCCUGCCCGCAUCGAUGUUCUACCUGAACCACCACCCGGUUUUCUAUUGCAGUCUGAAGGUCCUAAAAUUGCAGAAAAGCUGCUGAAAACCAUCCCGGGGUCGCCUGCGCCGGAUGUGGAGCCUCCGCCGCGCCAUCACCUGCCCUUCGCCUGCGCGCCGCCGCACCAGGCACAAUCUAAAGCUGAGAAUCGGCGGAACUCGAGCGGUCCGCGGGAAGCAAGCGGAGAGGCACGAGAAGGCGCCGAGGGCACAGAGGGGCGGGAGGCAAGACGCGAGGAGGGUUGGGGACGGAGGCAUGCGCUCCUCGACAACACGCCUCCCACUACGCCUACUACUCCCGACAGCAGCCUGGAUCUUUCGCCGCAUAGAGAGCGUCGUAUAUCGGAGCGCGACAGUCCCUCGGAGCGCAAGGAUGAGGACGACGACAGAGCGCAUGACAACAACCUCGAAGCCGAUAAACCGCGCGCGAGCGUCAGGUCUCGCCUCACGUCGGAGAGUUCGUCGGUGUCGCGAGCUCGCACGCGGCGAUCUCGUCGGGACACAGACGACCGGCCCGCCGCGCUCAAGUAUCACUUCUACGUGGAUCUAGAUCCAUCAUGGGACGGUCAGACUCGUAUCAAAGUAUUAAUGUCUCGGCUGACGGACUUGCGCAAAGCCUACCAUUCAGUGAAGGCUGAGUUAGCCGCCAUCGACCGACGCCGAAAGAAACUGAGGCGGAAGGAGAGAGAAGCCGUAAAAGCAGCGAAGUUAGCGUGUUCCUGAUCGCACAAGUAAUGAACGUCGUGCCGGCGCGAUAUGAUAAGUUUAUUCGUUGUAGAAUGAACAGAGCUUGUAACUGUAUUGUUACAAAUUGUAUCGUUAUCAAUACGAUCGUUGGUGACAAUAAUAAUAUCGUACACUCCAUUACAAAUACGAACACCCAUUUGACAGAUGACACUAUUAUGACGAUCCGUUUAGCCGAAUGGUUAGUGGCCCUGACUAUUAAGCUAGUAGGUGCAAUCAUUUAUAUUAUGAAUAUGAAUGUUUGUUUCCGAGUCAUGUAUGUUUAUAUGUAUUUCUAUAUGUAAAAGUAAGUUUAUUGUAUUAAAUAUGUCGUUGUCUUGUACCCAUAGUACAGGCUAUGCCUAGUUUGGGGCGAGAUAAUUUGUGUCGAAGUGUGUCAAUAUUAUUAUUAUUUUAUUUGAGUAUGUCACAGGCUAACAACUUGCGUGUAACAUCUCUAACGGAGAUAGAAAAAGUGAGUGAAACUGUUGCGACUGUAACCGAUUUUGAUUGACAAGUCGUAAACACUCAGCCACGUCGGUAUUUUGGAUAUGAAACUACUAGCGAACGCUCGCAAUUAAAUAUCAAAAGUUUUAAAGCAUUAUAGACCUGUCAGAUUAUUACUAUUUUUAAUGAGUACGUCUUCAGAUAAAUGGUAUAUAUUUAGUUAAAAUAAAACUAAAAGGUACAAAUAGGGGCAUGAAAAUUCAAAUAUAUACAUUUAAAUUAUAUAUAUUAAGGAAGUUGUUUUAUAACAAAAGAUUACAAACUCCAUAGACUUAACAUACCAUCGAAUACAUGGUAUAAUAAUGUACUCCGCCCGGUAUUCUCUUCCGGGUCACAGUUGGGUCACGUGAUUGGCCUUAGAAUACGUCAUCAGUUGCGAUGCGGUUCUCAGACUGUUUUCGCGACGCGGCAAUAUUAUUAUUAUUAUUGUUUCGCAUGAUGGCGAAUCGUUUUAGAUUUCUUCAAUGACAAGUGUAUAUUAAUAAACUCUGCUACAUAUGGCGGUCUUCGUGAAUGAACAAGGUCAUCAGAAACUAAGAAAUUUGUUACUGUUGAGAUCAUUUACCGCAAUGAACCUGUUGAUGUAUCUAAAACAAAAAAGACACACAAUAAAUACAAAAGGUUAGUUGGUUAAAAGACAAACAAAUUUUUAUAUUAUUUUGUUUAAGAAUGGACAUAGAAUAUAAACUAAAAGGGAAUUAACAAAGGAGAGUACGAAUAUGAAUUCAGUGGGUCGAGGGAUAUCAAGAGAAUGGAGAUCAUAAAAAGAAGAAGACAGUCGAGGGCAAUUAAUGUGAUGUGAUUGUAAGUUCCUUCAUCAAGUCCACACUCACAGACACGACAAUAGCGAUAAUGUAAUGGCGAGCUGUUAGUAUGACAUAUAAUAUUAUAUGUUGACGUAAUCUUAGACCAUAGUGAGAAGAGAAUACCAGGCGGAAUAUAUUAUUAUACCAUGUAUUCGAUGGUAUAUUAAGUCUAUGGAGCUUGUAAUCUUUAGUUAUAAAACAACUUCCUUAAUUUAUAGAAUUUUAAUGUAUAUUUUUGAAUUUUCAUGCCCCUAUUUGUACCUUUUAGUUUUAUUUUAAUUAAAUAUAUACCAGAAAAUUUGUUGAAGUACUUUGCGGAAAUCCAUAAUUAUACAAAUGAUUAAAGUUGUUCGUGUUUCGCCUCUAUACGAGGCAUCCUCAGGACGUGUUGUCUCGCCAUAAUCUGGCACGAGACUGUCUCGUGCAAAAAAUAGAAGAGAAAAAAAAAGGAAACUUAAAUCAUUUGGAUAAAUAUAUACCAUUUAUCUAAUGACGUACUCAUUAAAAAUAGUAAUAAUAUUAUUUUCACAUUUAAUUAAGAAUUUGGGCAUUCACAUUAAAAACACAGGCGAUUUGAUUGUUUCUCAAGCCAUUGUAUAAUAUUAUGUUUUAAGAUUGAAGUUAUUUA